Messenger RNA from Pelodiscus sinensis (Chinese soft-shelled turtle), 1059 nucleotides. The record is from RefSeq and is a predicted model, not a curated record. NCBI's taxonomy places the organism in Eukaryota, Metazoa, Chordata, Testudines, Trionychidae.
AAUUCUGCAGUAAAUCUCACUUGUCCCACCUCCCUGCAGAGCUGUGGGAGCAACAAGUCAACGAAGGCAGCAGCCCAUGUAUGUCAGAAGAAACCCAGAGUGCCAUCCCUGAACACAAAAUGAUUGGAAAUCUGGCCUGUACCUUGGGAAGGCAAAUAGCUACUGUGGCUCCUAGGAUCAUCCAGGUGAGAAGAUCCCUGCAUGGAAUUCAUUUCAGAGUUUCAACUUCUGUGGAGGAAGCUCUGGCUGAUGGGAAACCAGUCGUCGCCUUGGAGAGCACCAUUAUUACACAUGGCAUGCCCUAUCCCCAGAAUCUGAGCACAGCCAGAGAGGUGGAGGAGAUUAUAAGGACAAAUGGGUCUGUACCUGCAACUGUGGGCAUUUUAAAUGGCAAGAUUCACAUCGGCCUCAAUGAUGAAGAACUUCAGUUUCUGGCAAAGAGCAAAAAUUUAGUUAAGGUAUCUCGGAGAGACCUUCCCUACGUUCUCAGCCAGGGUUUGUCUGGUGGUACCACUGUGUCAGGGACGAUGGUUGUGGCACACAAAGCAGGAAUCCCCGUGUUUGUGACAGGAGGGAUCGGAGGGGUCCAUCGCGAAGGAGAGAAGACAUUGGAUGUGAGUGCUGACUUGACUGAGCUAGGACGUACUCCGGUUGCUGUGGUUUCUGCAGGCAUUAAAUCUAUUCUGGAUAUUGGUAGGACGCUGGAAUAUCUGGAGACUCAGGGUGUCUGCGUGGCUGCCUUUGGAGAAUCAAGGGAAUUCCCUGCCUUCUUCUCCCGACAGAGUGGCUUCCAAGCACCGUGUCAGGUGCAAAAUGAGGAGGAGGCUGCCAAACUUAUUGCUAGCACCUUGGCACUGGGCCUGGGCAGUGGCGUGCUGAUUGCGGUGCCCUGCCCCAAGGAGGAAGCUGCUUCAGGAGAGGUCAUUGAAGAUGCCAUCCAACAAGCCCUGAGCAAAGCCCGGUGAGAAACACUUCAAACUUUGUUCUUAAUUCACUCCAUGGUUAUGACCAUGCCAGAGGUUGCAGGGCUUAUCCAUAAGCAGUCAACCCACAGCACAC